This is a messenger RNA of Silurus meridionalis, 1656 nucleotides long. It is a transcript of the gene stx11a, whose product is annotated as syntaxin 11a. The transcript has 2 exons. Gene Ontology annotation, molecular function: SNARE binding; SNAP receptor activity. Gene Ontology annotation, cellular component: presynaptic active zone membrane; plasma membrane; SNARE complex. Gene Ontology annotation, biological process: intracellular protein transport; exocytosis; synaptic vesicle fusion to presynaptic active zone membrane. The record is from RefSeq and is a predicted model, not a curated record. The coding region runs from base 314 to 1174 and encodes 286 amino acids. Lineage: Eukaryota; Metazoa; Chordata; Actinopteri; Siluriformes; Siluridae.
GCUUAAUUAUGCAGUUUCUUGAGUGUAAACUGAGAAGUGUGACAUUGUUUGUGACUCAGACAUCACAACAUUUAAUGCAUAUAUAUGAUUUUUCUUAUUAAGUAUAUUCGAGCCCCACGAAAAAAAAGUGUUCUGAAAGUGUUUUAGAUUCAUACUUGGUAGACAUAAUGGUAUAUUUGUCAUAUUAGUGUUUUAAUUACUAAAUGUAAAGUUAAAGGAAGUCCCCACCCGUUGGUUCUCUAUACAGUUAUAUUUGGUCUGAUAGGAAGUAAGCAUCGUGACUGUGUGAUUUCCACUGCUCGGAAAAAGAGAAAUGAAGGAUAGACUGGGUGAUCUGAGUGGGGUUGUGUCCAAAAAACCCCCAGAGGAGUACAUAGACAAUGGAGAGCUGGAGCAGCAUGCUGUUGUGUUUGAGGGUGAGGAUAUCUUGGACGAAGUGUUUAAGGAGGCCCAGUCUAUGCACAAAAAAAUAGAACACCUCAGAACUGAGGUGAAGAGGCUGGGCAAGCAGAACGCCCGUUUUCUCACUUCAGUCCGACGAAUCAGCAGCAUCAAGCGGGACUCCAAUGCCAUUGCACGCAACAUCAAAGCUGAAGGAGAGAAGCUGUAUGCAAGGCUUCAGAAGAUGGAGGCACAGUGCAAAGAGCUUGAGGAGAAACAAGGCACCCACUCUGCGUUAGCCCGUAUGGCACGCUCCCAAUACAACUCUUUAACCAGUGCUUUUCAUGGUGCCAUGUCUGAGUAUAAUGAGGCUGAGAUGGCACAAAGGGAAAACUGCAAGAUACGCAUCCAGCGACAGACAGAGAUCAUGGGCAAGGAGGUGACUGGGGAUCAGAUAGAAGAAAUGAUCGAGACUGGUAAGUGGAACGUCUUCUCAGAUGACCUUGUCACUGAUGAGCGAGCGUUCCGCUCAGCACUCAGCGAGAUCGAGAACCGUCACAAGGAGCUUCUUGAGCUGGAGAGCCGCAUUCGGGACAUUCAUGAGCUGUUUUUUCAGUUGGCCCUGCUGGUCGAGCAGCAAGGAGCUAUGGUGGAUAACAUUGAGGCUAAUGUGUGUGCAACAGUAGAUUUUAUAGGCAAGGCUACAGUUGAGAUUAAGAAAGCUGUCGUAUAUCAGAAGAAGAACCCAUGUAGGCAACUUUUCUGUUGUUGUUUCCCAUGUUGCAAUAAGUGAGUUAUAUCCUUUACUGCCUUUUCACAUGUCACUUAUUUCAGUAUUACAGGUUAGCUUCCAAAAUGCAUACUGCAUUUGUGUAUUUAAUUGACUUGGCUUUGGUGGCGUUGCAUGUGUUUGUUGCACAAUAGUCAUGAACAAGUGUGUACAUUUCACCAGCCCUGUUUUUAUACAGUUAUUGAGAAUUCAAUAGCUGCCUGAACAUGUUGUGGCAUUGUGUGUCCAAACCAGUAUCUUGUUAACCACUGGAGCAAUAAAGAAAAAAAGAAAAAAAAACAAAACUGCUUAUAAUCAUAAUGGAAUCUGCUCUGUGUUUAAAAUGAUGAUACCUGUGUAGAAAUGAAUUGUAGUAGAUUAUUUAUGUUUUAAAAUUAAGAUGUAUAAUAUAAGUGCAAAUGGAAAAAGCAGCUUUAUAUUUAAGUUGGUACAUAAACUUUAUUCAUGUAAAUUGAUUUCAUAACUCAAUAAAUGACUAACUUUGA